AGGAGUGAUCAGGAAAUUACUAUUAUGAAAGCGCUUUUUAUGGUGUUUUCCGUAAAGGUCCUUGUAGAUCUCGAUCGUUAAUCUAUCAACGGACCGGAUCGAUUUCCCUUUUGUUUCCAGAGCAACUCUUUCGUCCCCUCUGACACGUGACUCGCCUUGCAGUCGUUCUGCACCGGGCGCCCACCUCGCUCUCCCCCUUCGCCGGCGUUGCUCGCCGGAGUUCAGAUUCCCGGCUUCGAAGAUGCCCGGACCAGCCGAUCGCCAUCGCUCUAUCCCAACCAUUCGCGAACUCUCUGGCGUGGCCACCCUGUCUCAUUGCCUCUUCGCCGGACGGAAAGCGACAGAGUUGCCUUCAUCUCCCUCUCUUCGUAUUUCACUCUUCUAUUUCAGCUUCAGGUCUCUGCUGACGAAUCAAAAGAUGGAUUCUCUUGCUGCACUAUUCAAGCAGCUUAAGGCUGCAGAGCCCUUUUUCUUACUAGCAGGUCCAAAUGUUAUUGAAUAGGAGGAGCACAUACUUAAGAUGGCAAAACAUAUAAAAACUGUAACGUCUAGGCUUGGUUUGCCCCUAGUGUUCAAGUCAAGUUUUGACAAAGCUAAUCGCACUUCGUCAAAAUCAUUUCUUGGUCCUGGUUUGGAACAAGGUCUGAAGAUUCUUGAGAAAGUAAAGGCGGCAUAUGAUCUGCCAAUCAUAACUGAUGUCCAUGAGAGUAGCCAGUGUGAAGCUGUAGGCCGAGUUGCUGAUAGUAUUCAGAUUCCAGCUUUCCUUUGUCGUCAGGCAGACCUUCUAGUAGCAGCAGCUGAAACUGGAAGAGUCAUAAAUAUCAAGAAAGGCCAAUUUUGUGCUCCGUCAGACUUCAAUAAGUUAUGGUGAAUUCUGCAGAAAAGGUUAGACUCACAGGAAAUGCUAAUGUAAUGGCUUGCGAGAGAGGCACUAUGUUUGGUUACAGUGAGUUUGCUUUAAUAUUUGUUACAACAUGUGUUGUCAUGCCCAACAUCAUCUAUAAUUUGAUAUUUUGCUGUCUUUCUGUAAAUUGUCUAGAAUGUUGGUUAUGUGAAGGAAAAACCUUUUUACAUUGAGUUAAGAUAGAUCCUUUGUUUAUAUUAUGGCAUUCAUAAGUCAGAAACUUCUAGUGAGCUCUUUGUUUUCUCUUGUUUAACCUUUACUGUACAAUUUUGUUCUUUGACUUGAUAUUAACUAAAAGAGAUACCUUUAUCUGCCAAUAGUGAUCAAAAGUACACAUCUUUAAAUCUUAGAAUUGUAUAAAUACAUUUUCUUUUGUUUAACUGGGUUCAAUCCUAUGAAAAUGCCUCCAUUUGCCAAUAGUGAUCAGAAGAUUUCAUUUCUUUUCCAUCCCUGAAUCACCCUCUAACAUUUUUGCUCUUAAUUGUUCAAUUUAGGUUCCAUCUAUUUUGUAAAAAAAUGUUUUUAAGGAAAAUGAAAAUUUGAUUUUAUAGUGUUUGGUAUGAUAAAAAAAAUCAUAAACAAUAGAAAAUUUUCUUUUGGUCACUAGAAGAUAUAGAAUUCUUUGAGGAAAAUGACUUCCUAUGAAAAAGAGUGGAGUCAUCUUCUCACUCAUUCAUAAGCUUUUCACUCAAUCAAUAAAUUCAUCUCCACCCUUCGCCCUCAUUUGAACAGAGAUUGAUUGAUCUAGGUAGGCCAAUUCAACUAGGUAAUCUAGUUGUGUUCGUCAAACCAAGUGGUCAAUCGAGCUAGACUGUCCAACCGUUCCAAUAGAGCUGAGCAAGUUGAGUAAUCUAGGUAGUCAAGGGAGGUUGAGUGAGCCGAGUGAGUUGGUUGGAAUCAGGUAAUUUAGGCGAGUAGGAUAGGUUAGUCCAAUUGAGAAGUUUAGGUGAGUCGGUCAGGUCGACUAGUCUUGUUGAUAUUAGUCCUUAGUGUUUUAAUGGUUGGCAAACAUGUGUAAGUGAGAGAUUUGAGAUUGACAAAGUUGACUAGGUGUACAAGUCAACCUAAUCAAGGUGGACUCUUUGGAUCAGGUGGAAAAGCAUUUUAGUUGACCUAGUUAGGAUGGAGUCUCUGGAUUAAGUGAUGUGUUUCAACUUUGAAGAAAUACCCUAGAUAUGUAACUUGGUAGUGUUGGAACCCCAAGGUUGUUUUGGUGUGAUCAACAAGUUAAGUUAGGUCCUGUGUGUAUUUAACCUUGUGUCUAAGUGUGCAGGAGCUUAGGAGCACAGGUACUCGAG
Zingiber officinale is the source of this 2202-nucleotide messenger RNA. Its product is annotated as 2-dehydro-3-deoxyphosphooctonate aldolase 1-like. The record is from RefSeq and is a predicted model, not a curated record. Gene Ontology annotation, cellular component: cytosol; cytoplasm. Gene Ontology annotation, molecular function: 3-deoxy-8-phosphooctulonate synthase activity. Gene Ontology annotation, biological process: monosaccharide biosynthetic process. Lineage: Eukaryota; Viridiplantae; Streptophyta; Magnoliopsida; Zingiberales; Zingiberaceae. The coding region runs from base 521 to 871 and encodes 116 amino acids. The transcript is spliced from 8 exons.